GUCAGAGGGCAUAAUUUGUGCUAUUCUUGAGUUGCAGUCAAGGACCACACAAAAUGAAUCCAAUGGUCACAAAGGGACCUCGGGCCACAGUUUGGACACCUCUGAUCUAACAGACCAGAUAAUCUAAGCUGUCAAAGCGGACAAAACAAGAGUAACGCAAGGGAGGACCACCAAAGAUGUCAUCUUCGUCAACAACGAACAACGCUCGCUUUCUGAUGUUCUUCGACUUCGAUGAGACGAUCAUCAGCGAGAACAGCGACGACACUGCGGUGAAUCUCUUGCCAAACCAGCAGCUUCCCAGGUGGCUCCUAGACAGCUACCGGGAGGGGCACUACCAUGAGUUCUCAGGAAAGAUAAUGGCCUACUUGGCAGAUCAGGGCAUUACCAAGGACGCCCUGCUGUCAGCAGUGCAGAAGAUCCCGCCCAAUCCGGGCAUGCUGGACCUCUUCCGCUUCCAGCAGAGCCACCAGCAGGACUUUGAGCUGGUGGUGGUCUCCGAUGCCAACACCAAAUUCAUUGAGACGUGGCUGGAGCACAACAGGCUGGGUCACCUCUUCCGGAGGGUCUUCACGAAUCCCUCCCACUUUGACGACAGCGGCCGACUCGUGCUCCACCCGUUCCACUCGCACUCCUGCCCGCGUUGCCCCGACAACAUGUGCAAGCAGGUGAUCCUCCACGAGUACGUGGCGAGCCGGGAGAAGGAGCGAGGUGGCGUCGGCUUCCAGAGGGUGUUUUAUGCCGGCGACGGGUCCAACGACGUGUGCCCCACUCGGGCCCUGGGACCCCAGGAUACCGCCUUCGCCAGGAGGGACUACCCCAUGCAUAAGCUGAUGAUGGAGAUGCAGCAGUCAGAAUCCACCAAGAUAAAAGCAAACAUAGUUCCCUGGGUCACCGGGGCGGAUAUAGAGGACUAUCUAGCAAAAAUAAUGAAGGAGAGAUGACUUUUUCUGUUUUUUUUUUUCUUUUUAAGUGUUAGGGAAAACAGGAAAGGUGAGAAAACAUUUGCAAUUUGCAGCAAAUUUAGAGAAAGUUUCUUCACAUGAUCAGUAAUCAAAAAAUUCACUUUUUACGUUUUGUUUUAGCUUUUUAAAAUUUUAGAAUAAAGGGAAACCGGAUGCUCCUGAUUUAAAGCUACAGUGUGUAACAUUUAGGAAAGAAAUUUGUUUUCUACAUAUUUGUUAAAAUCAUCAUGUCGGGACAAUAUAAUAGAAGAUAGACAAGUGAAAAAUGUAGCUCUUUUGCCUUCUCCCUGUACUAACUACAGAAGUAAGAAACAACCAAUCAGAAAUUGGAGGAGGCUCUUAGCGCUGUCAAUCACUCUUGUAAUAAGAAACUGCUUUCUCUUUGCUAAGCUAUAGCUGGUUCAUAUAGCUUUCCACCAAUGCUAAAGCUAGUUAGCAUAGCCACCAAUGACAGAUAAAUGGUGAUUUCCACCAUUAGCAUGUUGAGCAGCAUACAUGAGGUUGAUUGACAGCGAUAAGACCCGCCUCCUGGCUCUGAUUGGUUGUUUUUGCAGACCGCAAUAGCAGCUUAGGGAGGAUUAUCAGCCUCAUCACGAUGUGGUGACAGCUUUAGUAAAUAUGGAAAAAACAUAUUCUUGUAAAAGUUACAUACUGCAGCUUUAAUAACCUCAAGAGUAAAAGCAGUUUUUUAUGAAAAUACUGACUUUCUGACAGCAGGUGAGGUUUAUCCAGCUUCAACGCCUUGUUGGAGGUUUGACAAUGGUUACACGCGUUGGAUGUAGCGAGGGAUAAAGAUCGUGGCGGUUUAACGUUGCAGGGAUAACGUUGCAGAUACUCAGGCGCGGUACCAGAAACUUAAUCUGGGGAUUGAUUUUUACAGCAGUAAUCUACACCAGCGUGAAACACAACAGGAACGCUGAAGAAAUUCACUCCAUCUAUUCCCCCCAUGAAACAAUAUAAGGCAAAGUACAAAGUUUAGAUAUAUUUCCAGGUAUUAUAUAAAGCCUACACAAUUAUUGAUACCCCUGUAGGGAUGUGAAAAAAUCCUUUUUUAUUUUUAGAGUAAACAAUAAUGUUAAAUUAUUUUUUUAAACAUAUAUUUAAAUAAUAAUUCAAAUUAUUAUUUUAAAAAAUCCUGAAAUUAAAUUAAUCUCUUGUAAUGGAGGCAUAAUCUCACACUGAAACUUUAAAAAACUUCCAUGUUGGGUAGGGGAAGGCCACUAAUGCUUAGAAAUAAAAGUUCAUAAAAUCUUUUUUUUUCUGCAAAAAAAUUACAAAUGACAUAAAAUAUUUUCAAAAAGAGGCUUUUAUUCCCAUCAUAUGUUCUGUGAGCUGAAUAAUGUAGUACAAGGGCCAGGCUACAAGAAGUUUUUAUUAAUCACGAGAAUAUAGCCGCAAUAUAAUUUGUAUCUUUCAAAAUGGAAAAGAUGGUUGUCUCUAUGGCAACCAUUAAUAACUUUAUCACUAAUCUCUGUCUCUCAACAUGUCAUUAGGUGAUGAGCGUCUUAACUCCUUUCGCUUCUCUUAUUAUGCCAGCGAAUCAUCAGUUCAUCUUAUUUUGACGCUCCUAUCAGAAAAAGAGUAAACUUCCUUUCUGGAUAUUGUUGGAAACUGGUAAAACGAGUAUUAGAGUUAAACUAAUCCCCUUCAAUACACAAGAAAAAAACAACAAUAGCAGCAAAUACACAUGAGCUUAAAUAGAAAAUUAAACACAUGACCAACAUUAUGAAUUUAAAUGCAAAGCUGGGGAGGCGAAGGGACUGAAAACAAGCAGAAGGCAUCAGCGCCGGAUGAGGAGUCUUGGCACAACAUGCAGGGAGGAGGAAGGCAAGGGAAGAACAAAAUGUGCAAAACCUGCUGGUUAGAAAACUGUAGCAAAGAGUGGCUUCUUGACGUCAUCAAAUCUCAACCAUUGGAUGGGAAAAGUCAGUUUCUGCCCCACAAAUUUAAAGAUGAAUAAAUGAGUCUUUUUCUCAAGACUUUUGGGGGGAAAAAAACAUUCCAGAUGGAGCUGGUGUGGGAAAAAAAUCUCCAUAGUUUAAAGUAUAAAAUAUAUAUAUAUACACACGUAUAAUCAAGGGUGUCGUCAUGGAGUCACCAAGUCUCUAUGGCAACCAUUAAAAAAUUUCACCUUCAGUCUUUUUGGAUCUGAUGUGAAACAAACCUGUUGAGUAAGGUGGAGAAUAAUCAUGCUGUGGGCCUGUGUCUCACCUAAACGCCAAGGCUACCUUAUUAGAGUGCAUGACAUUAUGCAUGUUUUAGAAUAUAAUUUACAUUUUUAAUUAGAAAUCAGAUCAAUGUUUCACCAGACACAAAAUGAGCCCUUUAAAUGGUAAUUAUAGAAAUUCAGACCUAAAUCCUAAAAAACUAACAUUUAAAAACUGUGGAGUGAACUGAAAUGAGUAUCAUUGCACUAGGGAUUUUGUUGAAAAACUAAAAUUUCAUUAAAACGCAUUCAAAGGCUUUUUACACAUCUCUAACAGGGGUGCAAAAAACUUUUGAUAGGAAUAAUGUUGGAGUGUUUUGGUUUUUUUUUUUUUUGUUUUUUUUUACAAUAUUUGUUUAAUUUCCUCAACAAAUAACCCGAUCAAUCUCCUUGAUUAGCAAGAAAUACUAGUACUACUAGUACUAGUAAAUACUAAUAGAAUAUAUCUGUUUUUAAUAUUUUAAUAUGUUUGAAAUCAGACUAAAUGAGGCCUUUUUGACAUAAUUUCCCCCCUUGUUUAAAACAGUAUUGCAGAAUGUUGGUUCUUUCAAAUCCCAUCAGGUUUUAGAUUGAAUAAAUAACAGGAUGGUUGGUUGAUGUUAACGUAUUACUUUCCUUAUCAUACAGCUGUCAUUUGACACCAUGCAGUGGAAUAUUUGUGUGCUGAUUCAUUU
Messenger RNA from Gambusia affinis (western mosquitofish), 3842 nucleotides. Its product is annotated as probable phosphatase phospho1. The transcript is spliced from 2 exons. Gene Ontology annotation, molecular function: phosphatase activity. NCBI's taxonomy places the organism in Eukaryota, Metazoa, Chordata, Actinopteri, Cyprinodontiformes, Poeciliidae. The record is from RefSeq and is a predicted model, not a curated record. Bases 177 to 941 code for a protein of 254 amino acids.